Molecule: messenger RNA, 3303 nt
Organism: Lodderomyces elongisporus
Lineage: Eukaryota; Fungi; Ascomycota; Pichiomycetes; Serinales; Debaryomycetaceae
Gene: ATG9
Product: autophagy protein
Exons: 1
Coding region: 1-3303 (1100 amino acids)
Biological process (GO): protein localization to phagophore assembly site; autophagy of mitochondrion; nucleophagy
Cellular component (GO): autophagosome; phagophore assembly site
Source: RefSeq, a predicted model, not a curated record
AUGUCCUUUUCCAACCCAUACCAUAAUCACCAACACACAAACGCCACCACUAAUGAUGCUAAAACCUUAUCGUCCUUGGUACUUUCAAAUAACGAGAUAGGCACUAGCAACAAUAUUGAUAAAGACCUUUAUCAAGACCAUCGUCUGCAAGACAAACAAGAAGAGACAGAAGAAGCUGAAACUGAAACUGAAGCUGGAAAAGAUCAGGAUACCUUUUUAUCGCGAAUAUUCGGUCUCAACUCAAUCUACAACCAACUCCAGGACAAUUACCAAUACUAUGAUCCGGAAUUUGAUAGCUCGUAUCAGCAAAAAAUGCGUCGCGAAAUGACUAUUGGUGGUAGUGGAGUUAAUGAUGAUGAUGAUGAUGAUGACGAUGAUGAACAAGAAGAACGAGAAGAGCAAGAAGAGCAAGACCAUCUACGGUAUAAGGGAGAUGACUUUUACUUGGACCCAGAUGAACAAUUAUACUCAAACAAUUCAAUUGCAAUGAGCAACAUAAAUCCUACUACUCACCAAUCAGGUCGUCAUCAACAAAAGAAAACCAAUAACCACAUUCACAACCAGAACCACAGCAUCAACAACUCUAAUAGCUUACUAGACUCUGAGUCUGACUCUGACUUGUCAUCCAGCUCAGACUCAUAUGUUCGACCGGCACCCAAUAAAGCUAGAUACAGUAAUAACAAAAGUCCCCGCCCACAAGCGAAACCUUCAUCAACUCAACCACCACCACCACCACCACCAAAAGAACAACAACGACCGAAUAUCAAGUUUCAAACCCUACCUCCAAAUCUAAAAUUAGAUCAACCCUUGGCUUCUCAACCUCAAUCCCAAGCAACUGCAAUAGCACCACCUCGUGCAAACCCAAUACAAAAACCCAACGGCUCAGUCUUACCACUCUACAAUCAACCCGAAAAAUAUUAUAGAAAACCACAACAACAACAACAACAACAACAAAAACCAUUUUUUUCAAAUACAAACUACAAAGCAUCUACAACACCAAGAGCAACAAGAUUUGUCAUUCCACCAAAAGAAAGAGCACUAUACUUGUGGGCAAACAUCACCAACAUGGACGAAUUUCUCAGCGACGUUUACUACUAUUAUCGCGGCAAAGGAUUGCUCAAUAUCGUCCUCACCAGAAUUAUCGAUUUGGUCAUACUCGUAUUCAUUAUUGCAUUUACAAUCUUUCUCAAAUGGGGUAUAGACUAUAAUCAAUUUAUGCAGAUCAACCACCACGAUGAUGAACCUCACUUGACUCUUUCUGACUUGAUUAUCCCUCAUUUUUACACAACUAAAGUACCCUUUUUUGUCAAAUUUCUAGUAUUUGGCUUUAGCAUAUACGUCAUCCUUCGCUCCAUACAAUUAUACUUUGACUGUGUGUAUAAAUUACGCGAAGUCAAGAAUUUCUAUAAGCAUCUACUCAAUGUGGGUGAUACAGAAUUGAUGACCAUUAGCUGGAAAACCAUUGUUGAGAAACUCAUGUUGCUCAAGGACUACAACAGCCUCACAUCAACAACCCGUCCAGUGGAAAACCACUAUAUUAAUGACUUGUCCUCCAAGAUUAGACUAAAUGCACACGAUAUCGCUAAUAGAAUUAUGCGGAGAGAAAACUAUAUGAUUGCAUUGAUCAACAAAAAUAUCUUGGAUCUCUCAGUGCUUAUUUUAAAUGAAAAAUCCGUUUUAACAAGAACCUUGGAGUGGAAUUUGAAACUAUGUAUUGAAAACUUCGUUUUCAAUAAACAAGGACAAAUAAAUGGCAGUAUCCUCAAGGAAUAUAAUCGAAACCAAUUGGCACGCGAAUUAGCACUGCGGUUCAAAUUGGCAGCAAUGAUAAAUGUAAUUUUGUGUCCAUUUAUUGUCAUCUACUUUGUUCUCCGCUCAUUCUUCAAGUAUUUCAACGAGUACAAAUCCAACCCAAGCUCCCUAAUAGGGUUAAGACAGUACACUCCUUAUGCACAAUGGAAAUUACGUGAAUUUAAUGAAUUGCCACAUUUCUUUACAAAACGACUCCAAAUGUCACAGGCACCAGCAAACACGUAUAUCGAUCAAUUUCCCAAGGGGUUUUACGUAAUAAAUGGAAUGAAACUAGCUAAUUUCAUUUCCGGGUCUGUCUUGGCAGUCUUGGUCAUUUUGGGAAUCUUUUUGGAAAAUGAACUGCAUUCGUUCUGGUCAUUUGAAAUUACCGAGGGGAGAUCAGCCUUAUUCUACAUUAGUAUAUUUGGAACUAUCUGGGCUGUGACAUCGGCAGGCAGCUCGCUGGACCAAUCAUCAUCAUCAUCAUCACUGCUGCUGCUGCAAAAUAAGCAAAGUACUUAUGUGUAUGACCCCGAAGCAAAUAUUCGGUACGUGUCUCAAUUUACUCACUAUUUACCAAGUUCAUGGAACAAAAAGCUUCACACUAUACAAGUGAAGAAUGAAUUUUGCGAAUUAUACUCGCUCAAAAUCUUUAUUAUCAUCAAUGAACUUUUGAGCUUAAUACUUACUCCAUUCAUCUUAUGGUUUAAUGUAUCGCACAAUUCUGGUGCCAUUGUGGAUUUCUUUCGCGAAUACAGCAUUCAUGUUGAUGGACUAGGCUACGUUUGCUACUUUGCCAUGUUUAAUUUUGAAGAAAAAAACAAAAACAUGAUGUAUGCAGAGAAAAACCAGCAAAGGACAAGAUCAAGAUCGAAACAUACCAGAGGAAAGUCCAAAAUCUCAAAAAGCGACCUGGAAGAAGACAAAGCUUCAGACGAUGAUCAUUUUAAUAAUAUGAAUAUUGAUAUCAAACCAGCAAAGAAACGAUUCCAAAGUAUUUCGGAAUCGGAUGAAGAUUCUUCAAAUGACUAUGACGCCUUGCUGUAUUUCCAAAAUGACGACAAGAUGAUCAAGUCAUACAUGUACUUUCUUGAGUCCUAUGGUGGAACCAAACAUGCUCAACCUAAUCAACAUCAAACUGGCAAACAACAUAACUUGAUUAAACCUCGAAGUGCUAGUAAUACUAGAAGUAUAGGACACACACAAUUAUCAAAAGUCAAUCAACGUGAGGACAACGAGAGUUUGGGUGAGUCCAUUUAUAAAGUAAGCCAUUUUGGUGCUGAUGCUGAUGCCGAAGAAGAUGAUGUUGAUGACGAUGAUGUUUUUGUUGCUGGUGAUUAUAAAAAUGGUGGUGUUCGUCGUGAUGUUGAUGACGAUGAUAAUUAUUAUGUUGAAGAUAAUGGAGAUUCUUUGAGCAAAACAGCGAGAGAUAAAUCAAAACGCAAAGGUGGUGUUAUCGGAAUGUUGAACCAAUUUUACAAACAAGAUAUAGGACAAAAUGCUCGUGUGUAG